Molecule: messenger RNA, 6213 nt
Organism: Bursaphelenchus xylophilus (pine wood nematode)
Lineage: Eukaryota; Metazoa; Nematoda; Chromadorea; Rhabditida; Aphelenchoididae
Source: the annotation of a GenBank genome assembly
AUGCCGACGGCUCCGCGUAGAAAACAAGCCAAACCUCAGCGUCUGCCAGUGGAAGGUGAGUGAUUGUUUUGCAUCAGCCCCAUCACACAUUACAUUGUAAUACGCAGGCCUCCCUUUCCAUCAGGAUUAAUCUCUUUAAUAGUGUUGAUGUUCUUUAUAACGACCUCUCCCGUAUUAUAAUUAUGUGUAUAUAGUAGUCCUAAUGGCUUUUUAUCAUAUUGAAUAUUCAGUCUCUUUGUCAUCCCAUCCAUUAGGCUGUUGUCGCCGAUCAGAAGAUGUCGCGCGAGGAUGGCCAUACUCUCUUUUGUGGCCGCUUCCGACAAAAACGGGGGCCUUUCCUUGGCACCGGAACUUGAAUGCCAUCGAAACGCUUCAAACGGAACGAUCGCCGUUCCGGCAUUUUCCUUGAGCGACGCCGACUUUUUCUGGAAUUUUUAUUUUGCGGCGCGCCCUUAAAAUUAAAUUCUUGGCCGAAAAAAAGGGAAAAGGAAAAGAUGAGCGGCUUCUUGGAGACGAGGGAGUGAAACUCCAGAUGGGUGUUGCUUUCUCUCCGUUCGCCCAACACAUGAACUUAUUAUCACCCAUCCGGAUCAGGCGGUACUUCAAAGGCCUCAUAUUUUAACGCCAGGUGCCACUCCUCAGGCGCGCGACUCAUAACCGGCCUUGAGACUCAUAAUCCAACCAACGGCCGUUUUCGUCAAGGCCAUCCUUGUUUUUUUCGAAACAAGUUUUGCGCCAAACCCUCGACCCUUUCCAUUUUGUGUUUCCCUCGUGAAAAGUAAGGGAAUUAUGAUUUCUCAGCCCCAAAUCAAUCAUUUCCCUAAAGUGUUUCACUGAAAAAGUACAGAAACGAAGAAUCCAAUAGGCAUCGAAAAACACAGGAGGAUUGGGACUAUUUUAAGAACCUUUUGAGGGUGGAAAUGGUUGCGCCCAAAAAAAAGACAUCAAUUGGCCGAAAGGAAUACGGUAAUAAGCGCGAGAAGGGACGAUUGGCCGAGGAGGACCUCGCAUAUGAAUAUGAAGGGGAAUAUGAAGAGAAGGGAAAGGAAGAGAGCGCGUCCAGGUCUUUAUUGCUUUGUCUCCUUCAUCUCCUUCACCCGCAACAAACUGAACGGAUUGCGCAACCAAAUGUUGCGCAACAUGUUACCGAAUGAUGACUUGACUGUUCGCUCUUGACGAUCCCGAGAACGGUGUGCGCGCCUCGAACGUCCUGAUGCCCUGCGGCGUUUGCUCUCCCGUCGCUGGUCGGUCUCUAAUUCCUGGCGUCGCUCGUCAAUUUCUGCCUGAAUUCACCCGCUUCCAAAUAUUAAUUUGAUUGACAUUAACUCGGAUCGGAGCCCUUUAACUAAACGCCUUUAUUGCGACAAAACGAGCGACGACAAACCGUUCGUCCUGACGUUUCACGGCGGCUCGUUCUCUUCUGACUUUUUAUGCCCCGGGUUAUGUUCUACAGUCACCGUAAAUCAUGCACUUGCGCGGCUUCAAAGAGGUGACGCCGAAAAUGAGAAAAUUUAUGGGAAAACCCGAGUGAUAAGAUGGAAUUCGGAAAAGAGUAACGACGAAAGUAACGUAAUUACGCAGCGAUUACACAAAGACAAAACUAAUGCAGCGCACAUUUCUUACAGUACUGGUUAUGGGACCUUUGAUACCGACAUGUUUCCUUUAAUUAGGAUCAUUUUGCGAGCCUACAAAACCUUAAAUAAGGCCUUGUAAGGAACUUGUUUGAGUAGCCACAUGACAUCCCAUGCCCUCGAAUGUCGUGCCAUCUCUAUAUUUGGAAAUGAUUUCCUCAUUUUUCAUUUCGGACCGCGCAUUCGGCUUCAUUAAACGUUUUUGUUCCCUCAAAAAUGACAUUAUUAAUUGCGCAGGGCCAGAAUUCCAUCGAAAAACAUUAAAUUUCAAAAAGCGGCACUUCCUUUUCGCCCUUCUUUAAUGAUCCAGGAAACGCCGAGUAGUUGAAAUAAGAAUUAAGAGACAAAACGAGGACUUAACGCGGGGUUCCAGUAAUGAGACAGCCGUUUCGCAUCGGGAAAGAAGCUUCAAGUUGAGGUGGGAUUGCAUUAGGAACACUAAAAACAGACUCAACCCUUCUUAUUUCAUCUUAAUAAUUACAAUUAUCUCAAAUUAACUUCUCAUCUAACUACCUCGAUAAUAUUCCUGAUCACACAAAAAUUUGCGUGGAUAAGAAACAAAUUCGAAUUCCGAUGAUGAUUUGUCCCGUGAUCGUAUACUAGAUUAUUAUGGGGAAUAUGAAUCAAACGGAAAGCAAAAUUAAUUUGAAAAAUUAGAGAAUUGGCCAGGAAAGGGCCAGAAAAGGGAUGGGGAAGGAGUACUGUCCGCCUCUCCUUUACUGUUUAUUCCCUGCCCCCUUCGUUUUAAACAAUCUCAGCGGUUUCUGAUUUGGCCGGCUCCUCUGGGCCGGCGUUUUGUACAUUGCCCCCACUUCUACUUAACUCUCCCAUUACUUUUCAAUCCUUUUGAGACCGCAAAAAGAUUUGGUUCAAUUUGUUGUGCCCUUAAUUGUCUCGAGACCAGGGUCUGCAUACUGUAAUGUCGAGAAACACCUGGCUGCACUUUUUGCUCUUUUUGGUUGAAUAGCUUAUUAAACGGCAUUUUCAGAAAGCGACGAAGAAGUGCCCAGCAAGAAAGAGUGCCAUCGUUCCUCCACCCCCCUAGGCUUUCAACAUUCCUUCAACUCCAGUCUGGAUUCGACGCUGGAAUCUCGGUUGUUUGGGUCCAAGGUGAGAUUAUGGGAAUAUCUGAGUGGUCGGGGAGAUAAUCCCCUAAGGGGAUCUAUGAUUUUAUUACUUUCAGUUCGAUCCUCAGGGCCCGGACAACGGCCCGGCGCUGGAUUUGAGUUUGUCUGGAGGCGCGGAUUCCAAAAAUCCCUCUGCUUCGCUGAGCGAUCUGCUGCGACUCACGGACAAUCCCUCAGGAAACUUCCUAUUACAAACACUAAGUCCACAGGUAAGUAUCCCUGUGGUUUAUGUAAUUUCCCCAAAAAAUAUACAGUAAGAAUUAUUUAGUAACAAAGUAGGCCCUUGGGUUGCCCCAUUGUUUGUGCAGUUGAUUUGCGGUAAUUUGUGUCAGCAUGUUCUCCCACAUCUGGCAGUACCGUAGUUUUUUUGGUUAUUCUCUGUUUCCCUGGAGCCUCUGCUGGGUGCACAAGCUGUGUCUCUGAAUGCACCCGUUCCAUAUUUCUGAUUCGGAAAUAUCACGGAGACAAAGGCCAUAAAAACUGAUCCGUCGGACCCUUCGCAUCCGUCUUUUUUAAGCGAAAUCAACACAAAAAUUGUCAAAUGUCUUUUUUUAAUGGGAGCGAAGGAGAGAGGAGGGGUGUACUGUGCCGUUUAUUACUCACGCACCCGUUCUUCCAUCCAUUCUGACUCAUAUUCGAAAACAGGACCCUCCUAAUUAAGGCGCCGUUUGAUCAGAGAUUUCUGUGCCCUGGGGGGAGGGAAGGGGCAAUUCAAAGAAUCCGAACCGCGCUAUUAAUGCGCGUGAAGAGUGUGACAUAUUCUGGCCACAAAAGCCUGCGGGGCGUAUUAAAGAAUUCUUUUAAUUAAACAUUUAUAAGCCAGACACCCGCUCGGGGCCACUAAAUAUGUCUCCGGCGUUAUAUAAACCGCGAUAAACGAUUGCGCCGACACUUUUAAUGAGUUUCCCUAAUGCCGCGCGCCCAAAACAAACCCGAAUAAUGAUUCAGCGGCCCGAAUGGAGAACAAAUCGUUGCUGAAUUGUAGCAGAAAUUAACAAAAAAGAGUCCUGCAAAAAGGCUUACAUUAUCUUUUUAGCAAUUACUUCAAUUCUACACUGCCGUGGGGUCUUCUCAACCAGCGACCCUUGAACAGGAUGAAGAAGAAGAAGAUGAGAUCGAGGAAAGAAACAAGGGCCUCUCCUGUCUCUUGUCCCCUCCCAACUCUUCCAAUGAGGAAAGUCGGAAUCUCUCCGCAACUUCGUCUUCCUCCACCUCCUCUUGUCCUGUCCCGGAAUGUUCUCAACAAUCCCGGUCUACUGCUUCAGCUUUACUUCACAUCUCCAACUGUCAUAAAGAUCAAAGAUUUAUCGAAUGUAAUGAUUGCCGGGAGAGAUUCCCUUCCCUCCGACAUCUGAACGGCCAUAAAUGCCGGAAGGAUAUUCGAUCUGAGAGUGUUCCCGUGAAUGAAUACACUCAUAUUGAGGGAACAGUUCGGUCAGCGAGUGUUCCCAAUAUCAGUCAGCAAUGGCCAACAAUUGGGACCUCGAAGGAAGAGAUGCAAGAGGAAGAAAUGGCUUCAGAAAUGCCUGAUCGACCUCCGGUGUUGAUGAACGAGAACUCGAGCAAUGAGAAGAGUGAGGGGACGCCGAAGCGCAGUCUGUUCGACUUUUCAUUAAAUGGCCUUAUGCCCAUGGGAUUCGGGAAAUCCGGUAAGUAAACGAUGACGUUGCUGGUAUGCCCUCCAACAAUUGUAUCAUGUUCCCCUUUUAGGCCUCUCCUCCUUCCCGCAGCCUCUCUUCCCUCCUCAAAUCCCCAAUUUUGUUCCUCCCUCAGCAUCAACUCCUCCAAGAUCUGGAAAUCGUGCUGGAUCAGCACAACCAAUGCUGAUAUCUGAUGAUGAUUGGGAGUCGAUGAUGGAAAUCAGUAAUAUUGAUGAGAAUGAGAAGAUUAGACAGCUGGUUGGAGACAAGGCUCUUCCAACCACCGACCCGAAUCAAUGCUUGCUUUGUCGUCGUAUCUUGUCUUGCAAAAGCGCCCUUCAAAUGCAUUACCGUACUCAUACCGGUUAGUUUAAUACUGUUAAGUAAUUAUUACACAACACACUGAUAUUGAAUCAUCUUAAUUAUUGCUUUAGGAGAACGACCCUUCAAGUGUAAAAUCUGCCAACGUGCAUUCACAACGAAAGGGAAUCUGAAAACUCAUAUGGGAGUUCAUCGAGCCAAACACGCAGUCCGACCCCCAGGGCAAUCCAUCCCUUCGCUCAACUUCCAGUGUCCAAUCUGUCAAAAGCGAUUCUUCUCUUCGCCGCAUCUCCAAUCUCAUGUUCAAGAACAUAUGAAUGGGUAAGGACAUAGGUUCAAUUAAAUUAUUCUUGAAUUAUUGCAGCGCGCGGAUUCAAAACAGUGCCCCACCAUCGUUAUCGCAAUUCUUGGCAGACCGUACCCCCGAGCUACCAAAAUCGGAUGAGAAUGAGGCCAACAUGAUGUCCAAUCCAUUCUUCCAAGCCUCAAAUUUAGGAUUUCUUCCUACAAACUUAUUCAAUCUUGGCCUUCCAAUGAUGCCAUUUCACAAUCCGAUGAAUUCGGAAAGCCAACGGCAGACCGAAUCAGUAGAGAAUACUUCAGCUGAAACCAACGGAAUGCCUGAUCUUGAAGUCGACGAUGAGUCUAAACGAGAGAACCCAGUUCAAUCCGAUUCUAAUUUGAUGACGGAGGAGAAUCAAACUCCUUCUUUCGCUCAGUUAGUAAAAGAAAGAAGUCCUGAGUUCCAAAAACCUGUAUUCGAAACAGAACGGAAGGAGGAGGAACAUUCAGUGUGUACUACAAUAUCAAGAGAAAGUUCUCAAGGCCCAUCCACAGAGAUUAAGCCAGAGAAAUCUAAAAUAGAACAGGAUCCCUUACAGGCGAUGCAAAUGAUGUAUGCAUCUGCUGAGCCCUCUCCCCCGGUCAGACCUCCGAUCCAGCUCUCCAAGCAUCAAUGCGGUGUAUGUUUCAAGCACUUCAGUUCUUCUUCUGCUCUUCAGAUUCAUAUGAGGACACACACCGGUAAGUUUUUUCGAAUGCUUAAAAUUUUUGAAACUUGUUGAUGCCCACCAAUCCUCAUUUUCAGGUGACAAGCCUUUUAAAUGCGAAGUUUGUGGCCGUGCAUUCACAACUAGAGGCAAUCUAAAAGUUCAUAUGGGAACCCACUCCUCUCAGAUCAGUCCUUCCCGCCGCGGACGGCGGAUAUUUGAUUAUGGGGCUGAAACUGUGAUGCGGAAUCCCUUUGGCCCUCUUGGUGGUGUCGGUAUGCCUCAGGCACCCCCACUGGGGCUGCCCGUAUUAGCCAGUCUUCAGCCCCUCUUCUCAGCCAUGGCUGCAGCUAACAAUGGAAGCAAUGAAGGUCCCGUCAACCUCUUCCAAAUGCUCUCCACAGUCUGUACAAUAUGUAAGAAGAUCUGUGGCUCGAUGGGCGAACUCCACGACCAUAUCCAGAAGGAUCACGGCGACGGUGAAAUCGAAUCGGCGACCGCAUAA